AUGCAAUUUUCUGUAUCCCCUCUCCUGUAUGACUGUUUCGUCAUUCACUGCUUCAAGGAAGUUGGAGGCAACUUUUCUGCAAGUUUAUUCGACAAGCUUUCUCCAGUCACGGGCACUUCCUGCCUGCCACACUUCUAUUCGUCAGCUCCGGUGCGGCUUCCCUCUUGCUCGUCAAAUUGCUGCCCUCCGUGCUCUCUUUCCACCGCCGAGAAAAUCUACUUGUCCCACCUUUUCCUGCCCAAUAAAGGUUGCCCAGCCCUGCCUACACACAAGCAGGUGAAUUCACUCGUUACAGCUCCUAUCUUUGCUGCUGCUGUUGCCGCCAUCAUUUCGGAUGCUCAGGCCAAUACUGAGGAUGCAGUCUGCAGCAGCCUCGUUGCCUUGUGGGUUCGGUGA
Protopolystoma xenopodis is the source of this 396-nucleotide messenger RNA. The record is from the annotation of a GenBank genome assembly. NCBI's taxonomy places the organism in Eukaryota, Metazoa, Platyhelminthes, Monogenea, Polystomatidea, Polystomatidae.